UGAGCAGCGCGACACUCAGCGCGUGGUUUCACGAACCGCGCAGAAGAGCGCGCAUCUUGCAGUGCAUCUAUGCGGUGGGCUUCAUGGACUUGUUUGGGGUGAGCAUGAUCAUCCCUUUGCUGAGCCAUCAUGUGAAGUCUCUUGGGGCCGGCCCCACCGUGGCGGGUAUUGUGGGGUCGACGUAUGGGGUCUUACAGCUGUUCUCCAGCACCGUGGUCGGCAGCUGGAGCGACGUGGUGGGGCGGCGGUACUCUCUGCUCACCUGUCUGCUGCUGAGCGCUUUUGGCUACGGCCUGCUGGGGACGUCCACCAGCAUCGGCCUGUUCGUCCUCGCUCGGAUCCCUGUGGGGCUGUUCAAGCACUCCUUAUCCAUAUGCAGAGCCCUGCUGUCUGACAUGGUGUCCGAGUCAGAGCGCCCUCUUGUGAUGGGACACUUCAAUGCCGCCUCCAGUGUGGGCUUCAUCCUGGGCCCGGUGGUCGGGGGCUACCUCACCGAGCACGAAGGCGGCUUCUACACUUCCUCGUUUACCUGUGCGGCCAUCUUCCUCCUCAAUGCUGGGCUGGUGUGGAUGCUACCCUGGAGCGAGAUCCUAUCUUACCGCAUCGACGCCAACUCCAACAGAAGCAGCAGUAAAAUUUGCCACAUCAACAACAUCAAGAACUCCACGUACCACAACUUCUCCAAUGGAAACGGCCACCACCACCCGGGAUCGGGGUCGGCAUCAGCAUCGAAAUCCUCGGCAAGGCAACAGGGAGGUCUCGGGUGGAGGGAGGUGUCUUUAUUCCAGUCUGCCUGGAAACAGCUGUCGUCGAUCAGCUCCAAGAUCCACACGGUGGCCUCCUCUGACAUGUGGGACCUCUUCCUGGUGCGUCUGCUCAUGGCCGUCGCCAUCAUGCUGUACUACAGUAACUUCUCCCUGGCCAUGGAGGAGCGUUUCUCCCUUCGGCCCAAAGUGACGGGCUAUCUGUUCAGCUACAGCAGCACGCUUGGGGCCCUGGCCGGGUUCCUGGUCGGGCCGGUCACCCAGCUGUAUGGGAACAACAUGCCCGCCCUGCUGCUUCACUCCACGGUGCUCACCUGCUCCCUCAUCCUGCUGUACACAGUGGCAGCCAGUGUGUGGCACGUGCUGCUCAGUUCCACCUUCUUCGCCAUCUCCACCACCAUUGGACGCACCUGCAUCACCGACCUGGAGCUGCAAAGGGGAGGGUUCCAGGCCAGUGGGACCCUCAUUGGAGCUGGGCAGUCCGUGACCGCCGUGGGCCGGGUCCUGGCACCGCUCCUCUCUGGUCUGGCACAGGAGUUCAGCCCCUGCGGGCCCCCGAGUCUGGGUGUGCUCUUGGCUCUGUCUGCUGUGGGCUUACUCCUCAUGAGGAUCCCUAAAUGGGAUAAGAGAGGGAAGGUGAAAAUGACCUGA
This is a messenger RNA of Lampris incognitus (smalleye Pacific opah), 1415 nucleotides long. RefSeq names its product major facilitator superfamily domain containing 9 (gene slc67a2). Gene Ontology annotation, molecular function: transmembrane transporter activity. Bases 84 to 1415 code for a protein of 443 amino acids. The transcript is spliced from 6 exons. The record is from RefSeq and is a predicted model, not a curated record. Gene Ontology annotation, biological process: transmembrane transport. Lineage: Eukaryota; Metazoa; Chordata; Actinopteri; Lampriformes; Lampridae.